This is a messenger RNA of Homalodisca vitripennis (glassy-winged sharpshooter), 453 nucleotides long. RefSeq lists its product as uncharacterized. The record is from RefSeq and is a predicted model, not a curated record. The transcript has a single exon. NCBI's taxonomy places the organism in Eukaryota, Metazoa, Arthropoda, Insecta, Hemiptera, Cicadellidae. Gene Ontology annotation, biological process: DNA integration; DNA transposition. The coding region runs from base 1 to 453 and encodes 150 amino acids. Gene Ontology annotation, molecular function: DNA binding.
AUGCCUCGAUUCUUGACACCGAGAGAAGCGGCUAGAAUACGGAUUUUUGUACAGCAGGGGCGUUCGUAUAGAGAAGUUGCUGCUUUGUUUGGCAUACACAACAAAACUGUUAUGAGAGUGGUUCAGCGGUUUCAAGAAACCAGGAGCGACAUUAGGAGGCGAGGUCAGGGCCGUCCUCGGGCUACAAGCGAAGCUGACGACCGUUUUGUAAGGCUAAACGCAUUAAGAAAUCGUACUUCAACAAGUUACAGAGCUGCAAGCAAUGUUAAGAACAAACUCGAAAUGUCCAAGUUACAAAGUAGAACUAUACGCCGACGUCUCCAUGAAGGCACAUUGAGCAGCAGAAGACCUGCCAGAGGCCCACUUCUCACCAGAAGGCAUCGAGUAAUGAGAUUACCGUUUGCUCAAAAUCAUGUCAAUUGGACUGUGGAGGAUUGGAAGGCUCUUCACUGA